Ceratosolen solmsi marchali is the source of this 2633-nucleotide messenger RNA. It is a transcript of the gene chn, whose product is annotated as zinc finger transcriptional factor charlatan. The record is from RefSeq and is a predicted model, not a curated record. Gene Ontology annotation, cellular component: nucleus. Bases 45 to 2342 code for a protein of 765 amino acids. Gene Ontology annotation, biological process: regulation of transcription by RNA polymerase II. Lineage: Eukaryota; Metazoa; Arthropoda; Insecta; Hymenoptera; Agaonidae. The transcript is spliced from 8 exons. Gene Ontology annotation, molecular function: RNA polymerase II transcription regulatory region sequence-specific DNA binding.
UUCACGAAAAGCGACGAGGUGGCGCCUCCGAAGCUGUUCGCGAGAUGGAGACCAGCGGCACUGGAAUUGGUCGACUUGACUGCUACGAGGAUAUGUUCAAGGAAAUCACAAGGAAACUUUACGGCGAGGAUCCUGAUCACAGAACGUCGAGCGUGCAGAACGAGUUCGAGACGUCGGUGUCGUACAAGAACGACGAGGACACGGGCAAUGGUACGGACGGUAGCGAUGACGGCAACUGGACCUUAGACGACGAGCCGCUCAAGGGCACCGAAGGCAGUCGUAUCGCUGCCUAUCGAGCGGCUACUUCCACCUGGCGAUGCUACGAGUGCGGCGAUUGUAUGAGCAGUGGUCCUCGAGAGGUAGCCGAGCACUUCGUUGAGUUGCACUCGUCGCGCGUUGGCGGCGAAGAGAGUAGUCGUGGCCGGCUGCAUUCCAGCCGUAAGGAUUACCUCGGCGCGGGGGAGCUGAAGCUCGAGGAGGUCGUCUCGUAUCUGGAAAGAGUAAGGGACCGUGCAGAGCGGUCGGCCCCACCCACUCGACGCACCCAAGAGACCCAAACUAUCCCAGCCGCUCUAUUGCCCGUCACUUCUACUUUUUUGCUGCAGGAGUUACCGUCAACGCCACCCCAGCACUUGCAUCAGAGUUCAGCCGCGAUGCCAGGGAACCUCGGCGCAUCGACGAAUGCCGCCGGAGGUGGUGCUGGAGGAGCCAACAGUGCUAGCGGCAAAAGAUACACGUGCCUCUAUUGUCCCUACGGCACGGACAGACGAGACCUCUACACCCGUCACGAGAACAUUCACCGCGAAGAGAAGCCUUUUCAUUGCUACGUGUGCUAUAAGCCCUUUAGCCGAGCCGAUCACGUGAAGAAACAUUUUUUGCGGAUGCACAGGGAGCACACGUACGAGCUAUCUCGAAUACGACGACCCGUGGGAUCGAUUUCUUCUGCAGCUAAGGUGUCCGCGAGUCUCCAAUCGACAGAGCCCAACGGUAGCAACGCCGGCAACAAUAAUAACGUCGGCCCUUACCCCACCGGAUCCCUAUACUCUAACGCGAAGCAACAGCAGCAGCAUCAGCAACAUCAGCAACAAUCCGAUAUCGCGGCGACGUCGAGUUAUCAAUUGCAGGCCCCGACUACGUCGGCGGCUCUCUACCAAGCUGCUUCACUAUCCUCGGCUGUAGUCGCGGCGGCAGCGGCGGCCGCCAACGUCGGUGGUAUGAUGCAGCAGCCGGAAGCCAACUGCGGGGCCGCGGCACCCGUCACCGCCGUCCACAGUGCCGUUCACAACGCAGUGCACAACGCCGUAGCGCAGGCUGCCCGCAGAAUACAGAAUGGCGCGUGCAGCGGCAAAAGCAGCCACUUCAAGAGUGGCAGCGCUGGCUCAUCCAAGGCUAACCAAGAGCGCAGGUACACGUGCUGUUACUGCUCGUGGAGUGGCGUUGACAACUGGUGUUUGAAAAGACAUCUCAACACGCAUCUAAAGCCGUUCGCGUGCGCAUUGUGUGAAUAUAAGGCGGCGCGAGCCGAGCGACUCGCUACCCACGUUCUCAAGGUUCAUAAUCGUCGGCAGUGCUCGCGCUGCUCCUUUUUAGCUGAAGAUCUCGCGCAGCUGCAAGUGCAUCAGCUCCAUGUACAUCGGGUAAGCAAUGCAAACGCUGCCGCCGCCGCCGCCGCCGCCGCAGCCGCUACGGCCCACCAACAAGGGUCCGCUGUUCAGCAACAACAACAACAGCAGCACCAACAGCAAUCGCAAACCCAAAACAACGGCGAACGACAGCAACCACAGUCGAUGCAUCCUGUGGGCGGCGGAAGACCACCGCCCGGACCUCCGGUUUUCCCAGCUUCAUCAGCAGCAAUAGCACCCGCAACAACGGUUAUACCGCCGACAACGAUUCUCGGCGAUCGCAGCGAAAUUGCCUCGAUGCCGGGAAACGCAUGCUGGGAACAGGAAUCCUCCUCCUGCGAGAGUCGGUUUCUCCAGUGCAGCGAGCGUCGCUCUAGAAAGCAGCGGAUGCCACGAAAAAUCACGACGAUGCUCGACAGCAGCAGCAGCAGACCGAUAGUCAGUCCGCAGAAUGGCCCGGCUAAAACACAGGAUGAUUCGAAGACUCGGGCACCCGCCAAACGACCGCUGCUUAGGUGUUUCCUUUGUCCUGACGAUGCACCAGCUCGAGCCUUACGUACUCGACCUUAUCAUAAUUCACGGUCCAUGUUACUGCAUAAGCUUUGGCGGCAUAAGAAGACGACACUAAACUGGAAGAGUAAGAAGAUUUUAGCUGCUGGGGCUUCGAUUACUUUGAAGGCGACUCUUUACACUCAACACGCCCUCGAAUACCAAAGAUAGCACAAGCUGGGGCUCGUUAAUGGCUCAAUGCUUUUUCCUCUCAACCAAAGUACGUUCGGCCUCAUAUGCAUCAACAUAUAAAUAAUGUGCUGAAUUAACGAAUGUUUUUUCUUCCUCAAUUGUUAAAUUUACAGUUUAAGCUUUUCCGUUCGACUGUUACAUCUAUCUUGUCAAGGGAAAUUCAAUACAACGUAAUCGGCGCGUGAAAUAUUCUACUAAUGUCCGUUUGAUUAAAUUUACAUGUGAUGAAAGAACAACAUAAAAUGAAAGACAAAUUUUAUUUAUUGUCGC